Molecule: messenger RNA, 381 nt
Organism: Acanthocheilonema viteae
Lineage: Eukaryota; Metazoa; Nematoda; Chromadorea; Rhabditida; Onchocercidae
Source: the annotation of a GenBank genome assembly
AUGACUUCGCUUCUUGUCAUUAUUGAUAAUCAGUAUUGCCUUUCACAUACUAUUGAUACUAAUACUGGUACAAUUACUGUUACUAAUAUCAAUAUACCGUCUGCCAUUAUCAAUGAUGAACAGAAAGCAGGUACAUCACAUGAUUAUAACGGGCUUUCUGCGUACAAUCGUUUGAGACAUUCGGAACGACAACGACGUCGAUACAAGCAAAUGUUGCAGCAAAAACAAAAGCAACCGCUACAAAUAUACCGUUCCGAUGGUAGCAAUAUUGACAAUAAAUUCUUCGAUAAUCUACGAAGACCGCUGAGUGCCAACAAUAACAACAACAAUAACAGUAAUAAUAAUGGUGUAAUAAGGAAUAAAUUGAAAGCUCACCAUAGA